Molecule: messenger RNA, 3713 nt
Organism: Microbotryum saponariae
Lineage: Eukaryota; Fungi; Basidiomycota; Microbotryomycetes; Microbotryales; Microbotryaceae
Source: the annotation of a GenBank genome assembly
AUGAGCUCUACAACGACCUGGGCCCAACGAGCUCAAUCGCUGUCCUCGUCUGAUCCGACCUCAUCGUCCUCGUCUGCGACGAACGGUUCCUCGAUGGACCACCCUGCCUCUUCGUCGCCCGCUGCUGGUGGAGGUGCUGCAGCGGCUGCUAUGGCGCCCUCGUCGGGGUCGCCCUUGCACGUCGCACCGAUGGCCUCGUCGUCGAAAGCGUCAACGUCCGACAACUGGCGGGCGGACUCGACCCUGCACAACACCCACCACGAUACCUUACACUCCAAGGACUCGACAGCCGACCCGGACUCGAGCGCACACAACGAUGACGGCUGGGUCACGCUCGAGAAAAAGGACCGUAGCUCUCGCAAGGCGACUCACACCGCGGCGAUGAGCUCGACCUCGUUCUCGAGCAAAGGCGGCGCCUAUUCGAAGCCGAGAACGUCGACCAAGCCUCCGAACACCCCUGCCUUUUCUGUGUCGUCCAUCUCGGGCCGAACAGCGAACGGGGUCGGGUCGCACGGUCGGUCAUCGUUGUCUGCCAUGUCUGCCAUGUCUGGCCCGGUCGCGCCCUCGCUCGCGGUCGCAGAGGCCACCAGCCUGAGCGCCGGUCCAUCGUCGUCGCUCGCCGGCGCACCCGGCGCACCAGCACGAGCAGCACCACCACCCGCCGCGUCAUCGAUCGCCGCCUCCGACCCGAGCCACACCCGGCCAGCGUCCCUGACCGUGCCCACACCAGCUCUGCCCGCUUCUCGACCCGUUCUGGACUGGGCCGACGACACGGACGACUCGUUACCACCACUCCCUUCGCCCACGUUCCCAACCACCGCGCUGCCUCCGACCGCGACUGCUCCGUCGACCCAGGCCUCCACCCCGGCCCUGUCCCACAGCCCUGAUACCCCCGAGAAUGCAUCGACGGUAGCGAGCACGCCCAUAGAUGAGGAUACCAUCACUGCUUCCAAAACUUCGCAGCCGCAGCCGGCGGGAUCGGGAUCGGCAUCGGCAUCGGCAUCGGCGCCGACCCCGGCUCCCGUCGUACCCGCGCCAGUCGUAAGGCAGCCGGCUCCCGUUCCGACCGUGAACGUCUGGGCCGUUAGGAAGGACCAACUCGCCGCCGCGGCCGCCGCUGCCAAAGCCGCAGAGCCCGUCGCACCGAAUUCCGCUUCUGCACCAACAACAACUGUAUCAGGUUCUGAUCAAAAAUCGACCGCCACAAAUCCGGCGCCUGCAUCCAAAAAAUCAGCCGCCAAGCUCGCGAAAAAGGAGGCCGCUGCGAAGACCGCCGCCGCCGCUAAAUCGGGCCCUCGCGCACCGACAUCGUCUAUGACCCCGCCGCCGCCACCUUCCGCCACCUCGAACUCCAGUCCCACUCCCGCACCCACGGCGGCUCAGAAUUUGGCCUCGACCCCAAUCGUUAAGCGCAGCACCGAAGGAUGGAACGGAGUGCCAUCUACGCCGCUGCCCGUGCCCGUCGGAGACGUCGAGUCAUGGCCCUCGCCAAAUACCGAAGCCGCCAAGCCCGCCGUGCCCGUGAAGAAGUAUGGAUCCGCAGCGAAUGCAUCCAACGCAGCUGAGAUCGAAGAGGCGCAAAACAAGAAGAAGGGUACGUCUUUUCUCUGUUCUCGCUAGCCUUUCGCAGGCGCGUCUGCCGAGGUCACGCGACGUGGCACAUUCGUCAACUCCCGCAAUCUGUGACUCUUGCUGAUCUCAUAGCCUUCUUCCUCUUACAGCUGAAAAGACAAAGUGGAUCCCCAUCAAGGCCGACAUCACGGUCAACCCGACAUCGUCGAGCCGAUUGUUCGGUGCCUCGGGCGAGAAGCGGGUACCCAAGUCGGGAACGAGCUCGAGGAGGGAAUCCGGUGGAGCUGAGAAGGGUGCUGAGGAGAACGUUGUCGGUGGAGCAAGUAAGCGAGCUGCUAGUGAAAAGAAGCCUAAGGCUGCACAAGCUUCUGUGGCAGCCGCUGCGCCGUCGCCGGCUACGCCCGCUCACGCUGGCUCGGCCAAGAAUGCGAACGCAGCUUCCACAUCUUCAUCCAACCCCGCUUCCACCCGACCGACCGACCACCCCUUGCCUUCCAAGCCAAACUCUCCCCCGUCCUCGCACCCGCCCGCGCAACAGGCCGCCCCCUCCACUUCUUCUCCUUCGGCCCAACCUGCUACUUCCGCUGUCGCCACGUCGACGGUUGCUGCUGCGUCCAAGAAUGCACCGGCUUUGAAGAACGGCGCUCAGGCUGCUACUGAAGGCGAGACUACCUCUUCCGCGCCAAAGUCGACACCGAAUGCGACGGCUACUUCGGCUACGGCGUCCUCGGCCACCAAGGCUUCUGCUUCCCAGUCUUCGAGCUCUGUCUCGGUGGCUGUUUCUAACGCUCCCACGUCGCAAGCAUCCAAGGGCCAACCCACAACCAACGGCAACGCCCAAGCACCCUUCCAAAACGGCCCUUCGACCCACGGUCGUCACCCGGGAUCGGGAACCACCGUUCGAGGUGGUCUUCAUGCUUCUCGAGGAGGCCAUACCGCCCGCGGUGGUCGUAGUGGAUCCAUGUCGAGUCGAGGUGGUUAUCAGGGAUCCAACCCUCGAGGACCCGGGUCGUCGUCGUCGCAUCAGGGGCAACAAGCCCAGGCUGCGGCACAGCAACCCCAAGGCGCGGGUUACCUUGACCCCACUACAGCGUAUUGGCACGCUCAGGCCGCCUACGGCACCGUCACUCUCCCCGACGCUGUUGCACCCUGGGCCUACGAGCAGGCUCAGCCUUACGUUGACCCGAGGGUGCUCGACCCGACACGAUACUGGCUCCUGGGCCAGCUCGAGUGGUACUUUUCGGUCGACAACCUGUGUCGUGACAUGUACUUGAGAUCCAAGGUGAGUUGAGUUCGAGGAUGAUGGCAUCGAAUUCCGGAGCUCUGGCUGAUUUUUCGUUCUGUCGCCCUCGCCUUCUCUCUCAGAUGGACGCGGCGGGCUGGAUCGAGGUGACUAUCAUUGCUUCGUUCAACCGCAUAAAGAACCUGACGUCCGAUCGCAAGAUCGUCCGCGAUACCAUGAUCUUGACGCCCAUGCUCGAAGUCUCUGGCGAGUUCGUGCGACUGCGUCAGCAUUGGCCCGAGUGGGUUCUGCCCAGUGCGAUCCCGGCCCGAAUCGCGCACUCGCACCACGUCCCCGGUCCCCAGUUGGCGGCGGCCGUCACUGCGAGCGCGUUUGUGCCCCCUUCGCCGGCGUCGAGUCUGACGAGCAAGAAGAGGAGGGAGGAGAGCGAGGCUUCGUCUGAGGAUGGCGGUGAAGGUACCGCCGCCACGACAAUGUCUUCGGGUAGUCAAGCCGAGGACGUUGCGCCCGCCGCCAAGGAUGAGACAACCGCAUCUACAACACCAUCGACCGUUACCGCCUAGAAUUCGCGCUCCCGUCUGGUCCGUCUCGCGUCCACUUCGUUAUCUGCACCCCCACUGCAAUUCCCGCCCCUUCCGGCGUUUUCUCGGCCUCUCUUCGUCUCCCGGCCUCGCUUGUAUCAUCUCUGUGCAUCACGACCCCCGACUUUGCUUCGGGCGACUCAAGUCCUCUAUCGCUCUUAUGUUUCACCAAGAUCACCACCACCCGUCUAAAACCAAUCACAAAAAAAGGAACCCGCCGCACUUUAGGUCGAGGACUACCGACUGCUGGAAGAGCUUGGACGCGCGUCUGUCGUGCUCGCUCUGGAUCGCAAAAAAUUAACCUCAUAUCUGCCUGA